AUGUCUUCCAAUCGAUUCCCGCCAACUAGUGGCAACCCUGUCAGUUGGAAGUGGAACUAUGCAGGUUUGUGGACCAAAUUACUAGCCCCGAAACUGCAAGGGCUGGCUGAACACACGGAGAUGCCCGCUCCGAGGCCAGGUUCGCAGGCCGUUCGGAUGAGCACCGAAUACGGCGACAUCCAGCCGAAGCAAGCCUACCAUAUGGGGAUCUUUCAGGCCCAUCAUCAGCAUCGUUCACCCAAACUCAUAUUCCCAACAAAGUCCCAGCAAAUUUCAGAAGAAUAUUAUCAACUGAAGCCCAUCAUGGAGGACCCACGAGCAGAAAUUCGGGAUGUCGUCAGAUCAAUCACUGAACCCCAGGAUCCGCAAACCGUCUUGAAGAACGUCGACAAGUAUUUUACCGACGAUGCGUUUAUUCUUCACCCAAUGGCGAAUCAACCCCAAAUGGCCAGAGGAAAAGACAAUUUAAAAGCCUUAUACUACAUGUUCCGCAAGGGGACCAAGGAAAACAAGAUACAUUUCAACGCGGUUAUGUUCAGCGAAGACCUUACUCAAUGCGCGAUAGAUCUCAUCGAGGAUGUCAAGGACCUCAAAUCUGUGUUGCUUCCAGGAUUUCCAGUCAGACCUUUAUCGAUUCGGUUUUUGGUGCUAGUGGACCUUAGGCUGGAAGCUGAUGGAAAAUACCGAAUAUGGCGUCAACACGACAAUUUUAUUAGUGACCUAGGAAUGUCAGGCUUGAAGAUAUUUCCCGGAGCCAGCUUGAUCAGCGAUGUGAUCAAGGCUUCCGGGGCCUUGUUCACAAUUGUUCUGGGACGUUAUUUCGCCGGGAACAUGAUCACGCCGCAGAAGCAACGUAGGGUUGACUGA
Molecule: messenger RNA, 867 nt
Organism: Puccinia triticina
Lineage: Eukaryota; Fungi; Basidiomycota; Pucciniomycetes; Pucciniales; Pucciniaceae
Exons: 7
Coding region: 1-867 (288 amino acids)
Source: RefSeq, a predicted model, not a curated record